This is a messenger RNA of Didymosphaeria variabile, 747 nucleotides long. RefSeq lists its product as uncharacterized. The record is from RefSeq and is a predicted model, not a curated record. NCBI's taxonomy places the organism in Eukaryota, Fungi, Ascomycota, Dothideomycetes, Pleosporales, Didymosphaeriaceae. The transcript has 3 exons. Bases 1 to 747 code for a protein of 248 amino acids.
AUGGUGAAGCUCAUCAUCGGCGGCGCAACAGGCUUCGUCGCGACAGAGAUCAUAAAGCAGAGCCUGUCGAAUCCUAAGAUCACUACCAUCUAUGCGCUGGGCAGGAAACCGAUCACUGUGCCGUCAGGCACAGCGCCUGGCGCGGAUACAAGCAAGUUGAAGAGCUUGGUAGUGAAGGAUUUUGAAAAGUAUCCCGAGGACGUGAAGGCGCAGCUUGCGGAUGCUGAUGGUGCUAUCUGGGCCCUCGCCGUCCUUCCCCAGAAUACACGGGGCAUGCCCUUUGAAGAAGUCAAGAAAAUCAACCAGACAUACACGCUCAAAGCGCUUGAGCAGAUCCAGGAAGCGCGUGCGGCGAAGGGACAGACAGGCACUUUCCGUUUUCUAUACAUCAGUGGCCCGGAUACGCCUCGUACGCCCGACGGCCCUACGCCACCCGUCUUCAAGGAAUACAUCCGGCUGAAGGGCCGCAUCGAAGUCGACUGCCUUGAGUUUGCCGAGAAGCACAAGGCCAGCGGCUGGGAAGCUGCUGCGGCAAAGCCUGGGCUCGUUCUCCCCAACCCGCCUGGGCUGCUUAUGACAGUCGUCGGCGCCGUCGCUGGCUUGAUUGCGGGCAAAAUUGGCAUCAGGGAGGUUGCUGCUGCGAUGGUGGAUCAAGUCUCGAAUGGAUUCGAGAAGGAGCCGUUGGAGAACGCGGAUUUGGCGAGGAUCGGAAAGAAGGUAUUAGAUGCACAGCAGGCGGCUCCUUAG